AUGCUCGCAUCCGCGGAAUCCGCGCACCAAUCAUCUGAUGUGUUCGCUUCCGGCGUAGAUUCGACGUUGGAAAGAGAGCUAUCAUCGGCGGGACUCACGGGAUUCGCGAGCCUGCUUAAGCACGCCGGGCUCAUUCCAGAGCUCGAACUCCGCGUGCGAUUCGGAUCCGCCCUGACCGUGUUUGCGCCGACCAACGUCGCGCUCAUGCGCGCAGACCCCGCGCUCCUCGCGUUCCUGAAGCUUCCGCGCAACGCCGAGCUGCUCCGCGACGUGCUCCUGUACCACGUGGUCGCGCGGCCCGUGUCCGCGUUCGCGUGGGAAGGCUCGUACGAGACUCUCCAGGGCGCGCCGAUCGCGCUCCACGUCGACGCGCUGGCGUUUCAGGUUGGCGGAACCAGCGUGAAGCAAUACCGCGCGCUCACGCUCUCCUUGACUCCCCUCUCCCCCGACGAGCACCUUUCUGGUAAAGCCGCAGAUUCCACCGCCGCGUCCGCGCAACUAAGCGCCGGGGACACGGGGAGCAGCACGGUCGUGGUUCACACCGUCAACGCGCUUCUCCUGCCUCCCUCCGUCGACGAGCUUCUCUCUCUCACCGCCGGUGAUCUCUCUAUCGUUGGCGGGAUGGGCGAAGGCGGACGGCAACUCGCCGAAUCGUCGGGGUUCGCUAGCGCUUCAGCGUCUGCUCCCAGCGCGUCGCCCCCCCCACCGAGCACGUUCAUGCUGCUCACUGAUGAAUCCGAGCCGCACUCUUUCUACGCGACCCCCGCCUCAUUCUCCGCCUGCUCCCGCGCUGCAUUCUCGUCCGCGGAGCUGGCGCGCGCUACCGCCACGCCCGACGACACCCUGCGCGGAUUCGCGGAAGCGAGACUCGGCGCGCUUAGCGGUCCCAAGUCACGCCCCACCAGGGGAUUCCACGCUCGCGGGAGCGAAGGUUUCGCGAAAUGGGAUGCUGCGCGCGCGGUAGACUUGCUGUAG
Messenger RNA from Closterium sp. Naga37s-1, 975 nucleotides. Lineage: Eukaryota; Viridiplantae; Streptophyta; Zygnematophyceae; Desmidiales; Closteriaceae. The record is from the annotation of a GenBank genome assembly.